Molecule: messenger RNA, 930 nt
Organism: Naegleria gruberi
Lineage: Eukaryota; Heterolobosea; Eutetramitea; Acrasida; Naegleriidae
Exons: 1
Coding region: 1-930 (309 amino acids)
Source: RefSeq, a predicted model, not a curated record
AUGUUGCUACCAACCAAGCAAAAGUUCACGGAUUUACCAAAAGAAAUUAUUUUAACUGUUUUGGAAUUUGCAGUGGAUAAGAUUGAUUUUAUUUCUGUUUUAUUCAAUAUCAAUAAGGAAAUACGAGAAUUGGUCAAGGAAAAUCCAAUAUGGAUUCAUAUAUCUCAUAUUCUGGAUGUGGAAAAGAGUAUUACACCAAUACAAUCAAUCAUUAAGAGUAAUUUUUAUAGUCCUGACGGUCAAAUAUUUUCCAAAUUACAAGAAUAUUUUCAAUCAUUAACAUAUAUUCAAUAUAUUCAAUUACAAAAGCAAGAUGAUGGCAAUCGAGAAACAAUAAUAUUCGAUCCAUUUUCCAAAUUGGCUCUCUGUGAUUCUAGUACAUUUUCAGAAUUGAUCCAAAUAUUUGGAAUUAAUGCUUUUAGAACUUUUCAUUCAUCGAUUAAUGGGCCUAAUACAAAUAUUGGUAUCAUGGAUACAAUGAUGUAUGAUUUGGAUGUAAAUAGAGGAGAGACUAUCAUUCAAGCAUCAUUUAUGGUUGGAGAAGAUAAGUCUAUCAAUGCCUUUCUUAUCCAAUUCAAUGACAAAAGGAAUGAAGUAAAGGAACCUCCAAUGCUCACCUGUCCAGAAUUGAAUGUCACAAUUACUGCAAGUGAUGUUUCAAAUAAUUUUCCUUUUAGUUUGCUUGAAAAUAUGAAGUUAAUCAUUUCUUCCAAGUAUGGAUCACCAUCAGAAUUUAUAUGUUGGGAGAAGGUUAGAGUUAAAAAGAGUAAAAUUUUCAAGAUUAGUAGGAAAGAGGAAACAACACAUUGCAAAAUCAAACAAAUUAUGAAACAAAAGAGAUUUGAGUAUUGGUUUGGAAGUGAAAAUACCAUAGGGUCAAACAGCGAUUGUUUUUUUAAAUUUGUAAAAGUACCCACACAACAAGUGUAG